Messenger RNA from Spizellomyces punctatus DAOM BR117, 1295 nucleotides. RefSeq lists its product as uncharacterized. The transcript is spliced from 8 exons. The record is from RefSeq and is a predicted model, not a curated record. Gene Ontology annotation, cellular component: precatalytic spliceosome. The coding region runs from base 35 to 991 and encodes 318 amino acids. NCBI's taxonomy places the organism in Eukaryota, Fungi, Chytridiomycota, Chytridiomycetes, Spizellomycetales, Spizellomycetaceae.
CACAAUCUCCCCAUUGAAACUCCUUCGCUUGAACAUGUCGACAACAGAUGACUCAAAGCGGUCUAAGCGACUGGAGACAGUCGGAAACAAGGACACGAUGAACCUGCACAAUAUCUUAUAUCAAAACAUCAUCUCGUCACCAUAUUUUAAGAGCUUAUACGAGAAGAAAACUUACCAUGAAGUGAUUGACGAGAUCUAUAAUCAAGUGUCUUCACUUGAGCCAUUUUUUAAAGGAACCCACGCCUCCACCGCUUUUUGCCUACUAUAUAAACUUUGGACGUUGAAGCUCACCGUAAAGCAGGUUCAGGGGCUGAUCACUCACACAGAUUCUGCGCAUAUCCGUGCGUUAGGAUUUUUGUAUCUGCGCUAUGUAUGCAAGCCUGCAGACUUGUGGGGCUGGUACGAGCCUUACUUGGAUGAUGAUGAAGAGCUUCAAGUAGAGGCUGGUGCUAAGCCCAGGAUGAUGUCCAUGGGCCGUUUUCUGCGAGAGCUGUUGACCGACAACAAGUGGAUCGGCACUAUGCUCCCUCGGAUACCAGUUCCCAUUGCACGAGAUAUUGAGAAGAAAUUGAAGGAAAAUCCUCCCGCGCACGGAAUAACUACUGAUGCUAUGGCUGGCUCAAAUGCAGACAGUGCACCAAAAAAGGCAAACCGUGAAUAUAUAUCUGAUCGGCCCAGCCGCGACCGGUAUGGGGCUAAUGGUGGCGUCCGGUCUGAAGCUUAUCAGGCACGUCGGCACCGAGGUUCGAGUAGGGAAAGCAGUGCACGGAGGACCUAUGGGGAUGGAGAAUAUCCCGACCGACGUGAAUAUUCGCCGCGCCGGUAUCAUCGCGCCGGUGAAGGGCGGAGUCGCAGCCCGAGAUCGAAUUCAGAAAGAGAUCGAUACGGUGAUGCCAGACACGACAGAUAUAGAGAGUCUCGAUAUGAGGAAAGCAGAAAUUACGGACGAGAGCAGCACAGCUAUGGCUAUUCUAGAGGCGAGAGGCAGUGAAACACGCUGAAAGUAGUGUGACGAGCUCCGCUGCACUGUACAAACGAAACUAUUGGUACCAGUUGUGCAUAUCCCCUUUGUCGUGUAUCAGCUCGUUCUGAGACUGCCAGUCCUACAUAGCAAAAAAAUGCUACUAGCCGGGCACAACACCUCUCUCUCCUUGUGUACAGCCUAUAAUAGGAAACGAAACCGUCGUUCCAGCGUGGAGAGAGUUUGACACUAGCGUUCAUGCAUACAUCAGACGGUAGAUUAUCACAUGAUAUGUUUGAGUAAAGAGUAUUCGCUGUGGGUCUAAUGGAGUCCG